Haplochromis burtoni (Burton's mouthbrooder) is the source of this 3776-nucleotide messenger RNA. RefSeq names its product activin receptor type-1B. NCBI's taxonomy places the organism in Eukaryota, Metazoa, Chordata, Actinopteri, Cichliformes, Cichlidae. The coding region runs from base 112 to 1614 and encodes 500 amino acids. The transcript has 9 exons. Gene Ontology annotation, cellular component: plasma membrane; activin receptor complex. Gene Ontology annotation, biological process: activin receptor signaling pathway; nervous system development; cellular response to growth factor stimulus. Gene Ontology annotation, molecular function: ATP binding; activin receptor activity, type I; activin binding. The record is from RefSeq and is a predicted model, not a curated record.
UGCUGCUGGUGGAGCCUCUACACUACUUGCGCUGUCUCACUGUCUACAUGACGGCUCACCAGAUCCUUGGUUAACAACGUGUUAAUGCGAUGAACCUGGAAUGCAUUGAUUAUGGCUGACCUACGGAUGUCACUCGCUGUCCUGGUUGUUCACACUGUCCUAUACACAGCCUGCCAGGCUCUGUGGUGUAACUGCACCACUCCUCUGUGUAAGAAGUCUGACUUCCAGUGUGAGACCGAUGGGGCCUGCACGGCUUCCACCAUCUUCAGCAAUGGAAAACAGCAGCACAGCCGCGGCUGUAUCCCACAGGAAGAUCUCGUGCCCCCUGGAAAACCGAUCUACUGCCUCGGUGUAGAAGGCUACCUAUACACGCAGUGCUGCUACACCGACUACUGCAACAGCAUUGACCUCAGAGUACCCACUGAAAUCGGGGGAGGCUACGGCCCGGGUGGGACAUGGAGGCUCGUGGAACUGGUUGCUGUGAUCGCAGGGCCGCUGUUCCUGCUGUGUCUGCUACUGUUGGUGGGUGCGUUCAUAUAUCAUUAUCACCGGAGGGGCUACAACCACAGGCAAAGGCUGGAGGUGGAGGAUCCGUCCUGUGACCAUCUCUACCUGGCCAAAGACAGAUCCCUGGAGGAUCUCCUUUGCAAUCUAUCCACGUCUGGUUCAGGCUCUGGUCUCCCUCUCUUUGUCCAGCGGACUGUAGCCAGAACAAUCGUCCUGCAGGAGAUCAUUGGUAAGGGGCGUUUCGGGGAGGUGUGGCGAGGACGCUGGAGGGGUGGCGACGUGGCUGUGAAGAUUUUCUCAUCCAGGGAAGAGCGCUCCUGGUUCCGUGAGGCUGAAAUCUACCAGACGAUCAUGCUUCGCCAUGAAAACAUCUUGGGCUUUAUAGCUGCUGACAACAAAGACAACGGGACGUGGACUCAGCUGUGGUUGGUGUCAGAUUACCACGAGUACGGCUCUCUGUUUGACUACCUAAACCGCUACUCCGUCACUACCGAGGAAACGAUCAAACUGGCACUAUCAGCUGCGAACGGCCUCGCACAUCUGCACAUGGAGAUUCUUGGAACGCAAGGAAAGCCAGGCAUCGCCCAUAGAGACUUGAAGUCCAAGAACAUCCUGGUGAAGAAGAACUGCACCUGUGCCAUUGCCGACCUGGGCUUGGCUGUCCGUCACGACUCUGCCACGGAUACGAUCGACAUCGCGCCCAAUCAGAGAGUGGGAACCAACAGGUACAUGGCCCCAGAGGUUCUCGAUGAGACCAUAAACACAAGACACUUCGAAUCAUUCAAAUGUGCUGACAUCUACGCUUUAGGCCUGGUCUACUGGGAAAUUGCACGCCGCUGUAACAGUGGAGGUAUCCAUCAAGAAUACCAGCUGCCCUACUAUGAUCUGGUACCGUCUGACCCGUCCAUAGAGGAGAUGAGAAAAGUGGUGUGUGACCAAAAGCUUCGACCCAAUAUUCCAAAUUGGUGGCAGAAUUACGAGGCCUUGCGGAUCAUGGGUAAAAUCAUGAGGGAGUGUUGGUAUGCUAACGGAGCUGCACGCCUGACGGCCUUGCGCAUAAAAAAGACGCUUUCCCAGCUCAGCAUUCAGGAGGACAUUAAAAUCUGAGCAUGUGUGAGACAGCAGAGCACUGAAGAGGACCCGGCCCCUCCAUCCAGACUGAGAGGAAGGGGUCGGGCCUUCUAAAGAGAUGGCACAAUGAAGAGUGGCACUUUGUAAAAUUUUACCGCACAGACACUUCUGUCAGGUUUGAAACCACUUUAUUUCUGACAAACCCUACCUCGCUUUACCCAGCCAAAACAUACAGGAACACCUUCCCUGUCUCAUCCUUAGCUCCCGCUGCCAAACCUCGCCCUCUUUCCUCACCCUGUACGCUGCACUAACAGUUUCCUGAAUUUCUUGUGUAUGCAGUCAUUAACAGCACAUGUACUUAACCAAGUUACAUUUUAAAAAUCAGCUGCUGGUGUUUUAUUGUUUCAAAGUGUGUUGACAGUAAUUAUUAGUUAGUAAACAGCAUUUGCUUGUUUUGUCUUAGCAGAAGAGCAUUAACUCAUUUAUACUGAUUCUGUUAUAUCAGUAAUUGAACACUGUGCGGGAGCUUGUGGGCUAUCUGUGUAGGUUAAUUUCUGCCAUACCUGCAGCAUUCAAAGGAAGAUUUUAUUGAUACCAGUGUCAUAGAGAUCAGGACUCCUGGUACCCUUCAGCCCAGGAGAAAUGAGGCCUGCACAGUUUUUACUGUUUCAUUCUCUCUGAGUCUGAACACAGUGCAGAAGCAAAUAGAAAAAAGACUGUGGGGGACUCCUUUGUGAGUUUGUUAUGAGAUUGAAAUGAUUGCUAAUAGGAACAGAUAAACUGUGAGUAAUAUUUACAUUUCCUGAUUCCUGACAUAUUGCAUUGCUUAGAAAUCCUUUAGCACAAAUAAUUCACCUGAUUUUAGUCUGUUCACAUUUAGAAAAGUACAUAUUUAGGAAUUAUUAAACAUCACUAGGAUGAAGGGCAGCAGCUACUGCUGACUUUGAUCUUCAUUAGCUUCAGACCACUCACGUAAAAUACAAGAUGCAUGCAGAUCCAUGUGUUGUAUGUUAGUAUCAUAGUCUCCUGUUAUGAAUGCUUAACCUCAGAUAAGCUUGUAUACACAACAUUCAGAUAUUACACUGCCCCUUCAGUGCAGUCCAGAAUCCAUGUUUAAGCUCAUAUUUUAUACUCUUACAGCAUGUCAGAGGUUUUUUUUUUCCCCCAGGGCACUUUCCUCCUGAUCAAGUAUAUUUACUGCACUGCACAUACACUAGCCUUUUAAGGUGAUACUUCAGUUUAGGUCUGAGUGUGUUUUUAGAUGACUUUUUUAGCCUUUUUUUUUUUUUUUUUUUUUUGUAAAGACAAAUAUUUACCAAAUUACUUUGUGACCUGUGAAGUAACAUCAUUGUAGUUGUCAGGUGACCUGCUUAAAGUACUUUAUUACUGCCAAGCAGUAUAAGUUAAAUUCAUAUUUCUUUCUGUGCCCCCGUACCCCCAUCAUGCUAUACCUCCUUAAUGUGCAUAUUUUGCCUUAUGUAUAUCACUUCACUCUUAACAUUGUCAGAAAUCACUGCAUUUUUUUUUAUGUAUUCAGGAAAAAUGUGCACUUUCUGUCUUGAGCUGUAUGCAGAUUCUGCAGGUACUGUUUGCAUGUAUUCAUGUGAAGUCUGACAGACCAAUUGUGCACUACUACUGACCUCGCUGCAUUAACACCAACCUUUUCUCAGAAUCAUCUCCGGCCACGGCCUCCAGUGUUUAAAAUCACGCCACUGAAAACGAGAAUGUUUACACAAAUCAUGCCAGUCAGAUGACCUACCUUUCUGACUGAAAAUUGUAAAGAUAAAUUUGCUUUUCUUUAAUCUCUGGGAGAAAGAAGUGUUGAAACUAAAUACUGCUGAAAUGCCUUCGUGUUAGCUCACAUUUUUUUUCCAACCUGUGUUGUUUUUUUUAAAAAGACCGGGGAGCUCUACUGAAUGUGAAGCAUAUUUAUACUUUCUUUGUUUGCCUUACAAUUUAAAAGUGAAUAUUGCGUUCAGUGUUUUUAAUACUUCGGUGUCUGUAUCCCUUUGAAGGAACGCUGGAGUGAGAGUCAAAACAAAACACAUAACAAAAAUAUAUAUAUAUAUAUAGGUAUUAUAUUACAUGUUGUAAAACUCUGUUUAUGUUAUUGAAAUUAUUCUACUUAAAAAAAAAUCCUUCAGGACAAUUAUCAUGUAACAUUCAACACAAAUGUAAUAAAUUCAGUCAUUUUCCUA